CAUCGAUUUAGACUAGCAACUACUAAAUUAUCCCCACAUUCCAAGUUCUGGAACUCCCUUCCCUGUUACUGAAUCCUCUUUCUUUCUUUCUUUCUGCCAAUUCUUGCAUUCAGGUUAAUCUCCCACCAUCUCAACUUCCAAGCCACUCUACCACUUCUUGCCAAGUUUCCAUCACUUUUUAUAUACAUCUCCAGCAAUCCCACUUCCCGGAAAGAUUAGAAAGGAGCAUUCUUGAAAGGGUCUGGCUUCGAACUUGAGUUGAACAGGGGAAAAAGAUGAUGCGGAACGGAGAUCUGGAGAGUAGAGGAGCAGCAAAGGGCAGAACCCACAAUAACGUUAGCAGCUAUCAACCUUAUUAUGUGGAGACAUCAGAGAGCCAGUGGACUUCAUGGCUAGUUCCAAUGAUAGUGGUGGCUAAUGUUGCUAUGUUCAUUGUCAUCAUGAUUAUCAACAAUUGUCCCAAGAAUAAUUAUGGGAUUAGAGGGCAAUGUGUGGCAAAGUUUCUUGGAAGGCUUUCUUUUCAGCCUCUAAACGAAAAUCCUCUCUUUGGCCCUUCUUCUAAUACACUGGAAAAAUUGGGUGCACUGGAGUGGAGCAAGGUAGCACAUCAGCGUCAGGCAUGGAGACUUAUCACUUGUAUCUGGCUGCAUGCGGGAGUGAUUCAUUUAAUUGCCAACAUGUUAAGCUUGGUGUUUAUUGGAAUUCGGCUUGAGCAACAAUUUGGAUUUGUGCGAGUUGGGGCCAUCUACCUCCUCUCAGGAAUUGGUGGGAGCAUACUCUCGUGCCUUUUCAUUCAGCGCAGUAUCUCUGUAGGAGCUUCUGGUGCUCUUUUUGGUCUUCUUGGUGCAAUGCUAUCAGAGUUGCUUACUAACUGGACCAUUUAUAGCAAUAAGGUUGCAGCUCUUUUUACCCUUGUGGUCAUCAUCGUCAUCAACUUGGCUCUUGGUAUACUUCCUCAUGUUGACAAUUUUGCUCAUAUUGGAGGUUUCAUUUCGGGGUUUCUCCUUGGAUUUGUACUAUUGUUUCGGCCCCAGUUUGGUUACCUGGAAAGCCGCCAACUUCCACCCGGUGCUCGUCUCAAGUCGAAAUAUGCAGUUUACCAGUAUGUUCUCGUGCUGGUUGCCCUGAUUUUACUGAUCAUUGGAUUCACGGUAGGAUUGGUCAUGCUCUUCAGGGGAGAAAAUGGGAAUGAUCAUUGCAGCUGGUGCCAUUACCUGAGCUGUGUGCCCACAUCGAAAUGGAGCUGUAACAAUUAAGAAGAGUUGGGCAGAGUUCUCUGAUUCUGAAAAUUCUUUGUUCAUAGAUUACGGAUUUGUUUAAUGCUUUAUUGCUUAUAUUCUUGUACAGCAAUGUCUUACCUUCAGCUGGAGUUCUGCAGUCCUAUGCAUAUAUAUAUAUAUAUAUAUUGGGUUUCUGAUAUGUAUUAAACUUACAAGUGAUCUAUACAUGAACACUGGCGUGAAAUUUUUCAGUACAUGAAUUUUAUCUUUCCUAGUCU
This is a messenger RNA of Coffea arabica (coffee), 1498 nucleotides long. Lineage: Eukaryota; Viridiplantae; Streptophyta; Magnoliopsida; Gentianales; Rubiaceae. The record is from RefSeq and is a predicted model, not a curated record.